Molecule: messenger RNA, 1995 nt
Organism: Candida tropicalis MYA-3404
Lineage: Eukaryota; Fungi; Ascomycota; Pichiomycetes; Serinales; Debaryomycetaceae
Exons: 1
Coding region: 1-1995 (664 amino acids)
Biological process (GO): regulation of mRNA stability; nuclear-transcribed mRNA poly(A) tail shortening
Cellular component (GO): P-body
Molecular function (GO): mRNA binding; protein binding; translation repressor activity
Source: RefSeq, a predicted model, not a curated record
AUGGAUCAACAACAAAAACAACCUCAAGGUUCGAUUGAUAAAUCACCAUCUGGAGAUUACCCUCAAAGACCCAUUGUAUUAUCCCCUCCACCAUUGGAUUCAACUUCAUUCAACGCUGUUGAUGCCUUACCAACCGGUCACGCCAAUAGACAACAAAGUGUUGGCUAUAACUUACAACACGAAUUUGAAACUUUGACUGCUAACUUGGAUUUAGACUUGACUAGUCCAUCAAGAAGUAUUACUCAAAGUGCUCCACCUCCUCAACAAUCUGUUGAUGCUCAACUACAACAAGAACCUAAGCAACUGUUAUCUAGUGGCAGCAGUGCUCAAUCAAGCAAACCUGCAUUGGUUGCACCUUCAGCUUCAAGAUAUGAACCUCGUUUACGUUCAGAGUUGUUGGGUAAGACUGCUAGCUCAUUACUUGGUGAAACUAGUGCUGGCGGAUUAUCACCAGCACAACAAUUUACUUCCCUUAAUCCGCAACUCGACAGUUUAUUGAACAAAAGUAGCUCAAAUUUGGUUGGUUCCCCUUCCGCUGGUAACUCAUUUUUAUCGGGUCAUUUAGCUGGUAUUCCAAAUAGACCUCAAUCUGUGAAUGAUUUCAGUAGUAUUUUCAAACGUCACGAACAACAGCAACAACAACACCAACAGUUUUUCUCUGCCCCACAAACUUCCAAUCAAUCAAACUUUUAUCUGGAUUUAAUUGUAUUUUGCAACUGGAUUGAAAAUUUAAGCCCUCAAGAUAAUAUUACCAUGAUUGAUUAUUUAUGUGCCAAUUUGCCACUUGAUAUCUUGUUGACAUUCCAAUCCAAAUUGGAUCUUCACUUGCAAGGUGGAGCUGGUGCUGGAACUGGUGUUGGAGCUGGAGCUGGAGCUGGAGCUGGAGCUGGAGCUGGUAUUGGUGUAGGAGGUUCUCAUUAUCAACAAAACCAGCAAACUCAUCUACUACCACAAUUUUCAAUGUCUCCAUAUAAUCAAUACAACCAGGAUCUUUACUCUGAAAUGGAUCAAUUGAAUAUCAAUGAUGACAGAUCUAAACCAAAACAACCUUCGGCAUUAAGAACCUCUCAAUAUGCAAACCUUGUGGAUAAACCAUUGAGACCAAAAUCUGCUGAUCCAUUUGUCAACAACGCCAAGUAUGCGUCAUCUCCAUCACAACAACAACAUAUGCAUCAAGGCCCAAUUGAUAGAGCAAAAUCACCAACCUCUCAUUUGUAUGAGAAAACCAAUUUCUUGCAAUUGGCAGCAGCAAACUCAAAUUCCUCAACUCCUCCAGUCAACGGCAAUGGAAUGACCAGUUACUACAACCAAUAUAUGUCUACUCCAUUAGGUCAAUCCAAUUCUCCAGGUAACACUAAUCAAGGAAAGGAUAUUAUGGAUUUAAAGUUGGGUGCAUUAGCUACAAUCAAUUCAAGAGUUGCGUUAGAUUCUAAUAGAAAGCAUCCACAUGCUUCAAAUUGGAAUCAAAACCAACUGGGUCAACAACAAUCUCAACAACAUAAUGUUUCACGAAGUCACGCGAUGAAUUAUGAAGACAGUAUUAAUAGAACUUUGAAUUCGUCAUCUGUUCCUGCAAAUAUGCACAAGACAACUUAUAAUAGUAACAGUAACAACAACAGCAAUGUCAACAACAACAGCAACACCACCAACAGCAACAAUAAUAACCAAUCGAAAUCUCAUAAGAAGAAAGGACAUUCUCCUACAUCAGCUACUCAAAUGCAACACAACAAUAGUUCAACCGUGAGUACUAAUACUUCCUCGGGUACAUCAUCAAUGCCGAUUGAGGUGUCAAGUUUAGAAUUGUUGAACAAUAUUCCUGCCUGGUUGAAGUUAUUAAGAUUACAUAAAUAUACCGAAUUCUUGAAAGAUAUUCCAUGGAGAGACUUAAUUGAAUUGGAUAAUGAUCAAUUGGAAGCCAAAGGUGUUGCUGCAUUAGGUGCUAGACGUAAGUUGUUGAAAGCUUUUGAUGUUGUUAAAAACAAUCCACCACAGUAA